AUGUCUUUUGCAAAAUCUCAAAAGAGUGGACGAAAAAAAUACAAGGAGAGAUCACAGCCAACUGAAAGAGCCCAGUUGGGCAUUCUCGAAAAACGUGCAGACUAUCGUGUCCGCGCCAAGAAUGCAAACGAGAAACGCGACCAACUGAGACAGCUUCACCUGAAGGCUCUCGACAGAAAUCCCGACGAAUUCCACUUCAAAAUGAUGCGGACUAAACUAAUCGUAUUUUCCCUCCCUAAUUGGAGGACGGAGUUCACCAGCCGGAGGAAAACAAGCCCGUUGUGUACACAGACGACCAACGACUGGCCAUGGACACUCAGGACAUGA
Messenger RNA from Octopus sinensis (East Asian common octopus), 327 nucleotides. RefSeq names its product probable U3 small nucleolar RNA-associated protein 11. The transcript has a single exon. NCBI's taxonomy places the organism in Eukaryota, Metazoa, Mollusca, Cephalopoda, Octopoda, Octopodidae. Gene Ontology annotation, biological process: rRNA processing. Gene Ontology annotation, cellular component: small-subunit processome; nucleolus. Bases 1 to 327 code for a protein of 108 amino acids. The record is from RefSeq and is a predicted model, not a curated record.